Halichondria panicea is the source of this 7092-nucleotide messenger RNA. RefSeq lists its product as uncharacterized. Gene Ontology annotation, biological process: protein localization to ciliary inversin compartment. The record is from RefSeq and is a predicted model, not a curated record. Gene Ontology annotation, cellular component: ciliary inversin compartment. Gene Ontology annotation, molecular function: protein binding. Lineage: Eukaryota; Metazoa; Porifera; Demospongiae; Suberitida; Halichondriidae. The coding region runs from base 547 to 3495 and encodes 982 amino acids. The transcript has 11 exons.
AAGUACCCUACCACCCUAACAGUAUAUGUUUAGCAAAGAGUUAUACGUAAUGUGUGUAUACAUGUGUACAGAGCUAGAGGGGGACUCACACAUCUCUGUACUGGCUGAAUUAAUUACCUGGUCAUACAUGGCAGAGACAGUUUUCAAGGAAUUUCUUUCCUUGAUGCUUUUGCUUCUUUGGUUUGUCUUCUUGACCAGUCGAGAUUUGCCGGCAUCUCCUCUGUUUGAUACUAGCAAGUGAGGUUGAGAUGGAGCGUGUGGAGGUUGGUAUAGUGUGGGGGCGGGUAGUGUGUGAACAUGGAGUGGGUUAAUAGAACAAUGACCGUACAAUCCAUUGGCUGCUUGAGUGGUACAAAAGCCCCUUAAUUUGAUUGGAUGGAUGAAAGUUAGGACAGGAGGAGUUGUGCAGAUACAAGAGCUAGUUUUAGUUACUUAAUUAAUCAUAAUCAUGAAUAAUUUAGUGAGUAGCACCUCAGGCUCUGCUAUAAGAUUGGGGGUGGGGCUCAUUCACUAAAAGCUUAUUGUUCAUUUUAACUGUCAAGCAUCAUGUCUGACUCAGCGGAGUACAAAGCAUUCAAGGAUUGUCAUGACAGUCUUUUUACUUGUAUUAAGCAAUCUCCUAAAGAUGUCAGCGAUCGAUUAGAGAUCCUAGCACCAGCCGAUCGAGAUUAUCUUAGGAAUGACUCUCAUGAUGAUGGUGACAAAGCCCGGCGAAUAAUAGAUGCUGUGCUGCUCCAGAUCGAAAAUAAUCCACUGGUUUUCCAAUCAUUCAUUAGUGCUCUUGAAGCAGCUGGUAGUUUUACGAAAACUACAGUGCCAAAACUCCAUGAUGCAUUACUAAUACAGAGACAAAAUCAAGAACAGUGCGAUCAAACUACAAAAAUAGAAGAGAGUGAUAACGGAGGUCAGGCAGGUGAAGAGUUACAACCAAUAUCCGUCAGUACAAGCUCUUCUGGAUUUGAAUCACUCACGGCUUCUGACUUUAAUACAGAUGGAAAAUUCUUUAGCUUCCAAUGCGGCUGUGGAAAGUGUACCAUCUUGGGUCAUGUCACUGGCAGGGAUAAGUGUUUAAGCUCCAAGCCACCUCAAAUUAAAAGAAUUACUCGUGAUACUGCUUGUAGUGAAAAUAGAAUAUCAGCCACAGAAAUCUCUUAUAAGAAGUUCAUGACAGCCCUACUUGAUGAAACACGACACAUUCAUUCGAAGUUUUGUAGCUUACUCACAAACACGAUUACGAAUCUGGAAAAUCAAUAUGACAUCACUAAAGUGAAGCAGUACGUCCAGGCGCUUUUAACACCACGAGAAUCGUAUUACAGCCCAGUGUAUCGUAGACCUUCUUCUGAACAGAUUCUGUUCCGUGAUGUUACCAGCUUUAGAGAUUUGUCAGUCUUCCUACAGAAUAAUUUCUGCUCUUGGUUCAAUUACUCACUGAUUUCCGUAAUGCGAGAAGAAUUUCUUUUCCCAUAUGAAAAUGAUCAAGCAUUACUGAGAUACGAGCAUUUGUUUCGGCAGUAUGUUAAUCGACGAUGUUUCUUAUUUGUUGAUGACUUUGGCCCUCAACCGUCUCAUAUUCAAUCAGUGGAGAUAACAUGUAAGAUUGAUGUUGACUUUCAAACAAUCACUUAUGAUCAAAUUCAACAAUUGGAGCUAGUUUUUAUGAAAUGCUGGGAACAAAUAAUACCACACCAAGUUCUGAAUUUGAAGAAUGUUCGAGAAGGCUGUACAGAGCUGGUGUUUCGAGUUCCAGCUUAUUUUAAGCAUAUUUACAGCCAGUUGAGUCCUGAACAGAUGCAGUACCUGAAGGAAAAUGCAUUCAUUGAGGUCAAAAUUGGUCAACAAGUAAUAUUGAAGGCAGAAGAUAAUUCAACAAAGAAACUGCUAAAAGCGUUUGGCCAAGAUGGUGGUGACCCGACUUCUGCCGUAACCUUACUGAUAGGGCUUGAUCCGACAGUUGAUGUCAGUUCAAUCAGGGACAGUGAUGGAAUGACCCUCCUCCAUCUUGCUUGUCGCUGGGAUUGGUCAAAAUGGGGACUCUUAGUCACCCAAUUGGUCGAAACACACCAUCAUAAUGUCUCAGUUGUGAAUGAGGAUGGAGACACACCUCUUCACAUAGCUGCUCGAUUCAACAACAGAGGAGCUGCGGAAUAUCUUCUUGAGCCCAGUGAUGCCAACGCUAGAAACAAUGUUGGGUUAACUGCCUUUGACAUUGCAGAUCAAAAGCAACAUCAAGAAGUUUUGAGAGUGUUGGUCGAGUGCGAUGAAAUAUUUGCCAACAUUCCAAUAAUAAGCGUUCCAAUAAUCAGCACUCACGACGAUUCUCAGUCAGACGAACCCAUACAUGGGACAAGCAGUGACUCAGAUACAUUGCCAAUGUCUCCCAGUGCAGAUGAAUCCACAAGCACUCAAGAGGACGGUUGGAAUUCAACGACUAGUGCAUCUACAGUAGAAGGUGCCUCAUCAGCAUUGAGUACCAGCUUAACAUGUAAUUCUGUAAUGGAAGAUGUGUGCUUGAAUACGGAAGUACAAAGUCAUGUUCAUGAUCAGCGCAUUACAUCUGAUGAAUUGUCCUCUGUUACAGUAAUGGAAGAUGUGUGUAAGAAGACUGGAGUGAGGGACCAACAACUCAAGCAAGAAAUCUCUGAGAGUGACAUCAUCCUAUUAGCGGAUAAAUCUUCUCACCUGGACAAGGCUACAGUGAAAAAACUCAAUGAUGCAUUACAGAGACAACAUCAACAGUGCGAUCAAACUCCAAAAUUCGAAGAGAGUGGGGAGAGGGAUUGGAAACGGAAGUUACCUCGAAUUAUAUCCGCGCUACACCGGGGUUUAAUCGAAGAAAGUAUGGAGGAUGACAUUCAUAUUCAAGGCCUGCCAGACGAGUUUUACAUAUCUGGGGGGCCUACUAAUGAAUUAGAGGAUUUUCGUGUUCGAAGAACAGUGGAUAGACUUGCAGCAGAUAUUUCUGAACGUGAUGUUCAACAGCAGAGUAUAGAGUUGGUACCAAUACUCUCUAAAACUUCUGAAGUAUCAGUACCUGCUGUUAAUGACCCUAGUAAUGAUAAAGAUGAAUCAUCCCCCUUAAUUAAAUCACCAUCUACUAAGUCUAAGAUUGAAAAGCUAGAGUGUGCUCUGCGUGACAAGGACGAUGAGCUGGGCCGUGUGCGUCGCCAGCACACCGAUGAAAUGGGCCGUGUGCGUCGCCAGCACACCGAUGAAAUGUCACAGAUGAUGGACGAGCUGCGUACCACUCGAAAGAGCUACGAGGUCAAAAUACACGAGUACGAGCAACUCAUGGACCUCAAGGUCCAGCAGGACCAGGAGAUUGCCACCUACAGGGCACUACUGCAGGAGGACACCAGACUAAACCUGACCCCUACCCCCCGUGAGAAGCGCACCCGCACUCGCACCCAGACUGGGGGAGAGCCUGUCCCCAUCCCCAAGAAGAUGCGUCUGGAGACCCCCACACCCAUGCAGGCCAAAAAGUCCUCAGUGAGCUGACAUUGUCGAACUCAAGAGAUGAUACUGCUUCCUUAAGUUUUUUAACUUCAGUGCGAAGUUCGUUUAUUUUAGUUGAAUUACCAUGUUUAAUGCCUCCAAUUUUUGACUUCCAAUAACUAGCGCGAUGAUUUACUCUACCUAAUUCUGCCUUCAAUUUAGAUAAACGGCACUCAGUCCUAUCAAUUUGCUUUUGGUACGCAGUAAUGUUUUUUUUUUGAGAAAUAAGUUGUUGUUUUUGAUCUUCAAUGAUUUGAUCGCGACGUCUUAUUCUUUUAUUAGUAUUUCGAGCAAUAGCAUAUAGUUUUUGUUGAUAUUCACGAGUUUUCAUGUUUUUCUUAGCACCAGCCUUAUCUUCCUUUCCUUCCUCUACAACGAUCUGUUUCACUGGACUAAAAUGCAGUACUCGGCCCCUUUGGACACCAAACUUGGGGAGAGUAUAGUUUUCCCUGAGAAAUCCAGAUAUAGCAACUUCCUUGUCAGAGCUCGAGUGCUGCUUCUUGAGUUUAGCCAAUUUUGCUUUCAAACGCUCAACACUUUUGGUAAAUGCUUGUAAAGUUGGUGGGUUUUCUUCAGGCCAUGUUUCUCCAAACAAACUUUGAAUCCACCCAUAAAAUGUUCGAAACGUACACCCGGGGUUUUGAUCCUUGAACAUUUCCAAUUCGAAAAUUAGUUUGAUCGAUACUGGGACUUGUGGUAACUGUUGCUUAUCGUCAAUUCGUGGCACAUUAUGACAAGAGCAUUGACGCACUGAUUCCAUUUGCUUGACACUCAGGUCCAAGAGAUGUGUUAGUGUUCUGCAUAGAGUAUAAUAAGCAUAGAAUAAUGUACUUGUUUUAACUAAUGCCCCACCUCCGGGAAUAGGUGGGGAAUAGACGCUUCUCUACCGGUAGAUACUUAGAUUUGGGUAUAAAAGUUACUUGCAGAUCACGUGAUACACACAUGGGGUACAAUCAUCCGCAGUACAAGCAGUACAAGGUUUUUCGCAUCAUACAUGCACACAGCCCCUAUCGGUUGUACAAUAGGGGCUACCAGGGGAUUCGACCAGAUAACAUGCCCAUGCAAAGGUAAGAGAAUAGAUCAUGUGACUAGGUAAAUUUGGCAGCGAAUAAAUUUUGGUGAUUUAUCGAAUCAAGGUGAGGGUCGCCAUAAUUAAAAAUCGCUAAUCAGUCGUACAAGAUCAAUAAUGCCAUGCAGCAUGAUCAUCAAAUUAAAAAUCGCCAAUAAUAGUUCACUUGCCUUGUUUGCCAAAUUUACCCUGGUAUGGGGGAGGUGGGGAAUGAGUUUGACAAGCACAUAAUUACAAUAUCAUCAAAUGUAGUGUACGACAAGCUCUAGUUAGGAUCCAGCUGAUGAGAUCAGUUACCUACUGUUACAGUAUAGGCAUAAAUAGACGACACCUAGACGACACCAAAAUAUUAUUAUAGUAGGCGUGGCUCAAGCACAGAUUCCAAUCGACUGGACAUGUUCACAUCCGGCCAGAUACAUUCAAAAAUUACUCCUUGCUCAGAAUUGAUCUUCCCUACCGUACAUAAAAUGUUUGCGCUUUUGCACCUAUCAAUGGUAAGCCCCACCUCGAUCCCCCAGUAUGUGUAUAAGUGAGGCCAUAGGUAGGGAUUUGAUCUUGAACUUUGUCCCAGAGACAGGGAAAUUGAUUUGACAUAAUUGCGCAUGCGCAUUAACUACUGAUCAUUGCACUUAUACAUGGGGAUUUGACAUCGAGGUUGCGCCCAAAUGUGGUACAGUUAAAUUAUGUAUGUUGUAAAUCCCUAGUUGGGCGGAGCCCGACCGUCCCUGACAGGAGGUCGGGUUGCAAGCCUAUCUGGAAUUUGUUCUGCGCAUUAUGUAGUACUGCUAUGAAUAUUAUUAUUCUCAAGUGGGUGUUAACCGACUUGAUGACGUGUAAACCACAGGAUGGCACAGCAAUACUGCAUGCGGUGUUGCAACUAGAUGCAAGCGGAAGUGUAACCAAGCCACGUGAAAAAUGCUGCAAUCUGAUAGGGCGCCACUAUAGUGGCGCUAGAACAAAUCCCAGAUAGGCUUGCAACCCGACCUCCCGUCAGGGACGGUCGGGCUCCGCCCAACUAGUAAAUCCCGUACUGUACUGGGGGAAGACUCUUACAUAGCUGUACAGAACUCACUCUGUCACUUCCCUCUGCCAUUGAGUCAAUUAUUCCCUCACUGCAGCAGCUGAAGUGGCAUAGAUUUUUGUAAUACUCAUAGCAACACUUAAAACAACGCUAAAACAAUUGUAAUUUCUUCAAUUUUACCAGUCACAGCUAAAUAAUAUUAAAUAUUGAUUUCUACUUGUUGCAAGAUUUGAGACCUAUAAAAUGCGACUAUAGUGGUACAUUUUCGAUAGAAACUAAGUAAAAAAUCAAGCUUAGCAUGUUCUCUUACCUAUAUAACCGUAUGAAAAGUAAAAUCUGUUUGCUGCACUGGCGACAACUGAUCAGUAAUUGUGCCACUUUUGGCUUCAAUUAUAAGGAGAAAAAAUAUUGAAAAAAAAUCCGGAAGUGACAUCACUAAUGACAGGAAGUAGCUAAACAUAGUAGUACAGUUCUACAGCGGUUUUCAGAGUAACUUCAGGAUGAUUGAAUGCCUUCAAAUUACGUUUCAAAAAGAUUUAGCAGGCUGCUGGACUUCUCUGAUUCUAGGCCCCAACUCAUAACUCAUUGCUUGAGAAAACGUAGAUUCUCUUGAUGUCUCUGAGCUACCCAGCAACGCUCGAAUGAGCAGGUCAUACUCCAGUCCUGUGUCUGUGAGUAUAGGACAAUAUUAAAAGAAACCAAAGACGGUUAAACCCUUACCUCAAACUGUCCAGUCUCGUCCGUUAGUAUAGCCAAGAGGAGCACUGUUGGGACAGCUGGAUAUUAGCCAUUGCUCCUGUACAGAGAAGUAGACAUUUUAAAUACGUGUAGAAAUUUCUCGGUUAUAGUGUCAUUGUCGACGAGCUGAUGAUGGCAGCACCAAGUUCUCUAGCUCACACUCUUCACUUGAUCCACUAUAUUAAUGAUGAAACUAUAGUCUACCUACAUUCUUGCCAAACAUGAACAAGACUUGAUAGCAUAGCCGGCCAUAGGGCCCACACAAAAAUAUCUGACCUUAACAAGCUUGACAAAGCUUUAUACCUCUUCCCUUGUUGUUCAGUCUUCAGAAUAAGCUUCAGAGAAGAGAGAAGCUUCAGCUAAGAGCCAUUCCAAUCGAUUCCAAUCGAUUCCAAUAAUGAUAAAACGGGAACUGACUUCUAGUACACGAUAGUACACGAAUAUAAAUGUCACGAAAGUGAACGAGAAUAUCCAUUUGUCAGAAUCUGACAAACGACUGACGCAUGCGCAGACAACUAGUACCAGGCCCAGUUGUUCGCCUAACCGUUAUAAAAGCGAAAACUCGGCCUGGGAUCGAGGCUACCACAGUACAAAAGAAGACAAAAUAUGACUUUUCAACACUGGAGAGAGCUUGAGCAAGAGCAGAACAGAAGUAGAAGCCAUCACAACAAAACUAGUCACUAGUCUAGGUCGUAAAUAUUGUAAGUAGCUGUGUUAUUUUAUUAAAACUGCUGUGAUUUGUACAAUGACAUCAUUGUAAAAUAUACAAUAA